GCGCGGGUAGUAUCCGCCGCCAUCCGGGCUCCGGAGUCCCGGUGCGGCUCAGGGGCGUGGCUCGCUGCAGCGAGCGGGCCCGGGGAAGGCGGGGCGCGGACUUCCGGGCGGUGGGGGGUUCCGAGCCCCGACUCACCUCCACCGCCUCUCCCCUCCCCUGUCCGCAGCCAUGGCUCUGCGCUACCCCAUGGCCGUGGGCCUCAACAAGGGCCACAAGGUGACCAAGAACGUGAGCAAGCCGAGGCACAGCCGUCGCCGCGGGCGCCUCACCAAGCACACCAAGUUUGUGCGGGACAUGAUCCGAGAGGUGUGCGGCUUUGCCCCGUAUGAGCGGCGCGCCAUGGAGCUGCUCAAGGUCUCCAAGGACAAGCGGGCCCUCAAGUUCAUCAAGAAAAGGGUGGGGACACACAUCCGCGCCAAGAGGAAGAGAGAGGAGCUGAGCAGCGUCCUGGCAGCCAUGAGGAAAGCGGCAGCCAAGAAGGACUGAAUCCCCGCUCUCUACAGAAGAAAGCCUUUUCAGGAACUUGGGGUAUUCCGUCUGGUCCAUCUGCUCAGAGCCCCCUGCUGCCUGCCUCCUUCCUGGGCCACAGAGGUGUGGGCAUGUGGCAGUACAAGAAAAAAGAAGCAGGCAGUACUGGAAAUGGUGUUUUAAUCAUAGCUAAAUAAGUCAUAUGCCAGG
Messenger RNA from Manis pentadactyla (Chinese pangolin), 679 nucleotides. RefSeq names its product 60S ribosomal protein L36. Bases 170 to 487 code for a protein of 105 amino acids. Gene Ontology annotation, cellular component: cytosolic large ribosomal subunit; ribosome. The transcript is spliced from 3 exons. Gene Ontology annotation, biological process: cytoplasmic translation. NCBI's taxonomy places the organism in Eukaryota, Metazoa, Chordata, Mammalia, Pholidota, Manidae. The record is from RefSeq and is a predicted model, not a curated record. Gene Ontology annotation, molecular function: structural constituent of ribosome.